This is a messenger RNA of Seminavis robusta, 879 nucleotides long. NCBI's taxonomy places the organism in Eukaryota, Bacillariophyta, Bacillariophyceae, Naviculales, Naviculaceae. The record is from the annotation of a GenBank genome assembly.
AUGGCGUUAUCAUCGUCCCCAAAAGUACUAGGGAUUUUCUUUUCGUCUGGAGAUUUGGGGGAUGUCGGGAGACACGCCGUAGCUGCGGCGCUGGAGAUGCCACCGACGGUGGUAGCCACCAUUCGAGUCUUUUCCCGCGACAUUGCCAGCAUGGAAAAAGCCAAUUGGAAAUGUGGCUGCGGCCAGCAUUCGUUAUCGCAAAAAGACCGAAGCAGAAUCCAAUUGGUCCAACUCGAUUGUACCGAGGAUGAUCUGGUGCCGUCACUCCUCAAUGUCGACGCCAUUGUAUCCUGUCUGGGAUCUAGGCAACCCUUUCACAAAGAACGAAUUGUCCGCAAGGGGACGGAGCGUCUCGUAGAAGCAGCGAUUCGGUGCAAGAUAGAACGAUUUGUCAUGUUAUCAUCUGUGGGGAUUGGGGAUGAUUGGCCGCCAAUGCAGUGGUGUCAAGAAGGACGCAUGUUGGAAGGAUUCUUUCGAACGAUAUGCUGGAUUCAGUAUCAAGAUUUGAGUGCAGCGGAACGGUCAGCUAGAGAGGGGGCUCUGGAAAAUCCAUCCUUUAACUUUCUAAUUGUACGCCCGGUAGUAUUGUCCGAACACAGGGAGCCAGUAGGUACUUGGAGGGUACAGAUUGCCAAACACGAGGAUCAUCCCACUACGGAAAUAUCCAAAAUGGAUUGCGCCAGGCUCAUGAUUACGGAGGCCGUGUUUCCAUCGAUGAGCCAAAGGGCGAUUGUGCUGGGUGGCAACCAACACAUUGAAGAUUUCAAAACGUCCAAUGAAUACUGGGCCAACUUGCAGGUGCCAUUCUUCUGUCAGGCACAGAAGUUGCAGGCAACAACAACAGACAAGCCAGCCAAAACGAGGGGGAGAAUAUUUUGA